CGGCUGGCCUUAAAGGGGACGCAGCCUGAGUGGAGGCUCGCCGGGUGGCCUCCGCUCCGGCUCCGCCCCGUUUCCCGCACCUUGCCCCUCCCCCGCUUCAACCCGAAGCCCCGCUGCUCCGCUCCCCGGGUGUAUAUUGGCUUGUGCACAGCGGGGUGGGAAGAUUGGGCUUUGCAGUGGAAGCAGCAUCCCCGCCGUCUGGGACCUGCGGAGGGCGUCCCCUCCCUAGGGGGAGCAGAGGACCCGCCCUGACCUAGCCCGGCCCAGCCUAGUCUUGCCUGGCCUGAGAGCCCCGCCCAGGAGCCGGCUCUGAGGCAGGGCCCACUGGUGUCCCGGAGGACCUCCAUGUUCCCAAUGAGGACCGCAUCAAGCAGCUACUGGGGCAGGAUGCGUGGACCUCCCAGAAGAGUGAGCUGGCUGGCUUCUACCCCCGGCUCAUGGCCAAGUCCGACACGGGAAAGAUUGGCUUAAUCAAUCUGGGCAACACGUGCUACGUGAACAGCAUCCUUCAGGCCUUGUUCAUGGCUUCUGACUUCAGACACUGUGUGCUUCGUCUGACUGAGAACAACUCACAGCCCUUGAUGACCAAGCUGCAGUGGCUCUUUGCCUUCCUGGAGCACAGCCAGCGGCCUGCCAUUUCCCCAGAGAACUUCCUCUCUGCAUCCUGGACACCCUGGUUCAGCCCCGGCACCCAGCAGGACUGCUCAGAGUACCUGAAGUACCUGCUGGAUCGGCUGCAUGAAGAGGAGAAAACAGGGACAAGGAUCUGCCAAAAGCUCAAGCAGUCCAGCUCACCCUCCCCGCCUGAGGAACCCCCUAGCCCAAGUUUAACCGCUGUGGAGAAAAUGUUCGGAGGCAGGAUCAUUACUCGGAUAUGCUGUCUCCGCUGCUUCAAUGUCUCCUCCCGGGAGGAGGCCUUCACAGACCUCUCUCUUGCCUUUCCUCCUCCUGAACGCCGCCGCCGCCUGGGCUCCGUGAUGCUCCCUGCAGAGGACAUCAGAGCCCAGGAGCUCCCCCCAACAUCCCGAGCCCAGGUCCCAAGCAGGGUGGGUCCUCGGAGGCAAAGGAAACUCUGCAUCACAGGGGAUGCACCCCCCACCAUCCUGGACAUUGAAGGCCUGGACUCCCAGGGAGCUGGGGGGCAGAGCACUCAGGAGGACAAGGUGGAGAGGAAGGAGGAGAGGAAGGAAGCGGGAGGAGAGAAGGAGGGAUUGGAAGUAGGAGAGGAGGAGGAGAAAGAAAAGACCAGGGAGAAGGAGGGAGAGAAGGAGAAAGAGGUGGAGGAGGAGAAGAAGGAAGCUGAGAACAAGGAAGAGAAUGACGAGGACAGCCCAGAACCAGGGACCCACAGGGAUGCUGCCGCCCGCUCUGCAGAGCAGCUGUGUGGCCCAGAGGGCUCCCGUUCUGUCUUGGACCUGGUCAACUACUUCCUGUGCCCUGAGAGGCUGACAGCAGAGAACCGCUACUACUGCGAGUCGUGUGCCUCCCUGCAGGAUGCCGAGAAGGCAGUGGAGCUGAGCCAGGGGCCGCGCUACCUCAUCCUGACGCUGCUGCGCUUCUCCUUCGACCUGCGCACCAUGCGGCGCCGCAAGAUCCUGGACGAUGUCGCCAUACCCCUGCUGCCCCCCCUGCCACUGGCUGGUGGCCAGGGCCAGGCCUAUGAUCUCUGCAGCGUCGUGGUGCACUCUGGAGUGUCCUCGGAGAGUGGUCACUACUACUGCUAUGCUCGAGAGGGUGCUGCCCGCCCAGCCCCUUCUCUGGGAACUGCCGAUAGACCAGAGCCCGAGAACCAGUGGUACCUGUUCAAUGACACUCGGGUAUCCUUCUCCUCCUUCGAGUCUGUGAGCAACGUCACCUCUUUCUUCCCCAAGGAUACAGCCUAUGUGCUCUUUUACCGGCAGCGUCCUGAGGAGGGGCCCGAGGCCGAACUGGGCUCUCCCAGAGUCCGUGCGGAGCCCACCCUCCACAAGGACUUGAUGGAAGCCAUUUCCAAAGACAACAUCCUUUACCUGCAGGAGCAGGAGAAGGAGGCACGGAGCAGGGCAGCCUACAUCUCUGCGCUCCCCGCAUCUCCGCGUUGGGGGAGGGGUUUUGAUGAAGACAAGGAUGAGGACGAAGGCUCUCCAGGGGGCUGCAGCCCAGCAGGUGGCAAUGGUGGUGACUUCCACAGACUGGUCUUCUAAUGUGAACCUUCACCUGGCCUGUUCCCACCUGUGUGGAGGUUGGCACCACAGCCAACCUCAGGGGAGGCCUUGACCCUGUCCUUCUGGGAGCCCAGGUCCCAGGCCACGCUGCUCUGUCUGAGAGGCUGUGGAGGCAGGCCCAGUCCUGAUGUAGGCCCUUCCAAGGGCAGGAAAGAUGGAGAGGGAGCCUCUAGGACAUCGGUCCUCUGCCUGAAGGGCACACAGAGACUCAGAUAUGGAGGUGAGACCCAAGCCCCUUAAACUGGGCCUCAGGCCCUCAUACUGGGAUCAGUCCCAUUAAGAUUUUACACCCAAGUGUCCUGGUUAACUGGAAGCAACUUCGAUGGACACUCUGGGCUUUGCCCACCCCAACCCCCACUCACCCCCCUAGCAGCUACCUGUGCUGGAACCUGAUUAUGUUCAGCACACAGGGCUGCACUUCAGCUCUAGUAUGUUGCCAGCCAUUUCCCUUCCUUCUCCUUUCAGACAACUGUUGCUCUGUAGCAUGAAAAGCACAGCGGGAUCCAGGCCCUUGCACAGAGAAGGGGGCUGUGUGUCACCUCUUGUUUCUCUGAGGGGUUCCAGAGGCCUUGCAGGGAUGCCUGCCCCAUGUGUACCAGCUCCUUUUACCUGUCUCCCUUCCCGCUCACCUUCCUCAGUGCCUGAGAUGCCACCACUUGCACCUCCUUCUGGUUUAGGCAGAGAGUCCUUAUUUUACUUCAGAGAUGUGUGUUUCUCAUGAAGCCAUUAUCUGAUCUGAGGAAGCUGGCUGGCUCAGCAGCUCUGAUCAGUUGGCCAUUAUUGCUGCAAGAGCAGCUGCUGGAGGGCCGGGUGGUCUGGUGAAGCACAGAUGUUGACUGCAUCGUGCCCUGACACUGCUGUAGCCCCUUCUAAGUGGAGAGAAGAGACCCAUGUUCUCAAUCAGGAAUAAAACUAGGUUCUCUGAAGCCUUUGAAAGAUGUCGUUCUUCCCCAGUGGCUUUGAUGUCUGCUGUAACUGGGCCCAGGCUCCUUGUUGGUAAAGAGAGGUACAUGCCUGCCCUCAGGGACUUGUGAGAACACAGCACAGAGGUGACAGCCCUCAGUACUGAAGUGUUGUGUAACUAGAGGUGUGGACUCACCUACCAGGUGGGCCUGGCACUCCAACAGCUAGAGAUUUUACAGACCCUGAAGAUGUCCAACCUCAGGGACUUGUGAAAGUGGGCCAGUAGGCACAGUCUCAGAGACCGAGUCACUCCCAGAAUCCAUCUCUAGACUCUCCUGUAAGUGUGCCUUCUAAGAUGAACUGGCAGAUGCUAGUCAAUCUCCAUUCUACAGAUUAGGAAAACAACAGAUUCCGAGAUCAGGAGGAUUCAUUUUUGCCCUCAGCCAAGAAAAAUAAGCAAUUAUGUCUUAUUAAAGUGAAAUAGUGCAGACUGGCA
Galeopterus variegatus (Sunda flying lemur) is the source of this 3603-nucleotide messenger RNA. Its product is annotated as ubiquitin carboxyl-terminal hydrolase 35-like. Gene Ontology annotation, molecular function: cysteine-type endopeptidase activity; cysteine-type deubiquitinase activity. The transcript has 7 exons. NCBI's taxonomy places the organism in Eukaryota, Metazoa, Chordata, Mammalia, Dermoptera, Cynocephalidae. Gene Ontology annotation, biological process: protein deubiquitination. The coding region runs from base 438 to 2183 and encodes 581 amino acids. The record is from RefSeq and is a predicted model, not a curated record. Gene Ontology annotation, cellular component: nucleus; cytosol.